CCGGGGUCGGCUGCUCGUUGCAGAGGGUCAUUCACAUCUUGGACAUGGCGGGUCGGGACCGGGUCGUUCACCUGCUUAGGCAACUCGAGCGCGCGGCGUGCAGAUGUCCUGCUCACUCCAACACCUUCCACCAGGGUGUCAGAGCGGCACCCUGCACCGUCCGGAAAACUGACUAUGCCUUUGAGAUGGCGAGUUCUAACAUCCGCUAUGGAGAAGGAGUCAGCAAAGAGAUCGGCAUGGACCUGCAGAACCUCGGCGCAAAAAACGUCUGCGUGAUGACAGACAGGAACUUGUCCCAACUUUCUCCAAUGAAGGCUGUUCUGGAGUCUCUAGUGAAAAACGGAGUCAAGUACAAAGUCUAUGACAAUGUCCGCGUCGAGCCAACAGACUCCAGCUUUAAAGAUGCCAUCUCCUUUGCUAAAAACCACGCCUUUGAUGCGUUUGUGGCGGUGGGCGGUGGCUCAGUGAUCGACACAUGUAAAGCGGCCAAUCUGUACGCGUGUCACCCCGAUGCCGACUUCCUGGACUUUGUCAAUGCUCCGAUUGGCAAAGGGAAGCCAUUGAUUGGAGCUGUGAAACCGCUGAUUGCAGUUCCCACAACUGCAGGCACCGGCAGUGAGACCACAGGUGUCGCCAUUUUUGACUACGAGCCCUUAAAAGCCAAAACAGGAAUUGCCAGCAGAGCCAUCAGACCCACACUGGGCAUCGUGGACCCGACGCACACACUGAGCAUGCCUGAGAGAGUCGCCGCCAACAGUGGCUUCGACGUCCUCUGUCAUGCCCUGGAGUCAUACACCGCCCUUCCCUACGACCAGAGGAGCCCCUGCCCUACAAACCCCAUCAACCGCCCAGCCUACCAGGGCAGCAACCCCAUCAGUGAUGUCUGGUCCCGCCAAGCUCUCCACGUGGUCGCCAAGUACAUGAAACGAUCUGUGCGAGACCCUGAGGACCUGGAGGCUCGUUCCAGCAUGCACCUGGCCAGCGUGUUUGCCGGGAUUGGCUUUGGGAAUGCCGGGGUUCAUCUGUGUCAUGGGAUGUCCUAUCCCAUCGCAGGAAACGUCAAGACUCACUCAGCCAAGGGUUACAACGUGGAGCACCCCCUAGUGCCUCACGGGCUCUCCGUUGUCCUUACGUCUCCGGCCGUCUUCAACUUCACAGCCCUGAUGUGUCCGGAGCGCCACCUUGAGGCCGCAGAGAUCCUCGGUGCAGAUAUCCGGCAGGUGAAGAGGGAGGAUGCGGGUGCCGUUCUGGCCGACACGCUGCGUCAGAUUCUGUUUGACCUGCACGUGGAAGAUGGACUGGGAGCUGUGGGAUACACCAAAGACGACAUCCCGGCACUAGUGAAAGGAACUAUCCCUCAGGAGCGAGUGACCAAGCUGUCUCCCAGAGCGCACACGGUGGAGGAUCUGAGUCGGCUCUUUGAGGCCUCCAUGAAGCUCUACUAAACUCAGCUGCAGUUCCUCCCACAGCCACCAGAGGAUGCAGUUCUGAGUCUAAAAACCCCUCACAGGCUCAAAAUCGUUGACGUUUUUCGUUUGAGCUUUGAUUAGAAGAUUCUUAGGGAUUAUUAUUGAGCUCAUCCUUUAAAUUCUUUGAAAUGAUCACCGAUUCAAACGUAUUGAGCUUCUAACUGCUCAUAACCAUACUGCGUUCUAGUUUUAAUUUGUGAAACUUUUAGAAAGCUGAGUGAAGUCAUAUUAAAGAUAUGGUAAUUUUAUGGAAAUAAUGAAGGCAGUUUUCUCACAUUAUAUCUGCUCAAACAGACAGAUGAAUUAUUUGAUAAAAUCCUGCUUCAAUAUCAGAAAGUAUCAGGUGUGUUGUAGAUGUAACAUUUUAAGGUUUCUGCUGCAGAAACUCCGAUUCUGAUGAGUUGCUCAGUCUGGUAUAGUUCAAAUAAAGAAGCUCAGCACUUUGA
Messenger RNA from Maylandia zebra (zebra mbuna), 1915 nucleotides. It is a transcript of the gene adhfe1, whose product is annotated as alcohol dehydrogenase iron containing 1. NCBI's taxonomy places the organism in Eukaryota, Metazoa, Chordata, Actinopteri, Cichliformes, Cichlidae. The record is from RefSeq and is a predicted model, not a curated record. Gene Ontology annotation, molecular function: metal ion binding; alcohol dehydrogenase (NAD+) activity. Gene Ontology annotation, cellular component: mitochondrion.